CGGUGACGCGGCCCCAGGUCAGGGCUGAGGCGCGGCGGAACCGUGAGGCGCUGUCAGAGCCGCGCUGAGAGGGUCCGCCCAGCUCCGCACCGGGAUCCGCCGCCGCUGCCAUGGAGCCCCAUCGCUGGCUGCCCCUGGAGGCCAACCCCGACGUCACGAAUCAGUUCCUGAAACAGUUGGGUAUACAUCCUGACUGGCAAUUUGUAGAUGUUUAUGGUAUGGAACCAGAACUGCUUAGCAUGGUGCCAAGACCUGUAUGUGCAGUACUACUUCUCUUUCCAAUAACAGAAAAGUAUGAAACCUUCAGAACAGAAGAAGAAGAGAGGAUAAAAGCUAAGGGACAAGAUGUCAAAUCAUCAGUGUAUUUCAUGAAGCAGACCAUUAACAAUGCUUGUGGGACAAUUGGGCUAAUUCAUGCUAUUGCAAACAACAGAGAUAAAAUGAACUUUGAAACUAAUUCUUCACUGAAAAAGUUCCUAGAAGAUUCAUUAUCUAUGACUCCUGAAGAGAGGGCCAAAUACCUAGAAACUUACGAAGCUAUUCGUGUCACUCAUGAAUCCAGUGCCCAUGAAGGUCAGACUGAGGCACCAAGUAUAGAUGAAAAAGUAGAUCUUCACUUUAUUGCAUUAGUUAAUGUAGGUGGUCAUCUCUAUGAAUUGGAUGGGCGCAAGCCAUUUCCAAUAAACCAUGGGGAAACCACUGAUGACUCUUUUUUAGAGGAUGCAAUAGAAGUUUGCAAGAAAUUCAUGGAACGUGACCCAGAAGAAUUAAGAUUUAAUGCAAUUGCACUGUCUGCAGCUUAAAAGCCUUUUCCUUUGAGGCAACUCUAUUGCAAUGUAUUGUAAGAAUAAAACUGUUGCCAUAUGUUAAUAGUACAAAUUUUGAUACUUCCCUAACAUCUUGACUAAUUGUAGCAUACGUGGAAUAAACUUUGCAUUUGUCCUUGCUAUA
Molecule: messenger RNA, 951 nt
Organism: Serinus canaria (Common canary)
Lineage: Eukaryota; Metazoa; Chordata; Aves; Passeriformes; Fringillidae
Gene: UCHL3
Product: ubiquitin C-terminal hydrolase L3
Exons: 9
Coding region: 111-803 (230 amino acids)
Biological process (GO): protein deubiquitination; ubiquitin-dependent protein catabolic process
Cellular component (GO): cytoplasm
Molecular function (GO): cysteine-type deubiquitinase activity
Source: RefSeq, a predicted model, not a curated record